AUAAGAAGUGGAUCAAUGCCCAUGCGCGCUCUGCAGAGGACGUUGUUAUAUAUUCACAUUGACAUAAUCAUUCACAAAUAUCUAGCGGUGGAUUUAUUCCAGGUGAAGAUGUCCUCCUGUGUCCUGCUCACUGUCCUCUUUGCCCUUCCUCUGGCUCUGGGAUGGGGGGUACUAGGUGAAAGAGAAGAAGCCCAGAUGGUGUGUGCUGGGAGGGAAUUCCGCUUGCCUGUGUACUCGACAUCCAGAACGGUGACUUUCACACCAAGCCCUGAGGGGCCGCGGCGCGUCCUGCUGGACAAAACCAUUGUAAAGGACCGGCGGUUUGAGUGGACCAGAGAUAAGAUGCUCGUCCUGAGAGAAGUGACUCACAGUGAUCAGGGACUCUAUGCCAUCAAACUGUUCUCUGGAUUUACCUACGAGGCUGUUCGGUUGACUGUUUCAGAAUGCAUCAAGUCCUACUACAAAAACUACGGGGAUAAAUUUGAGCACCACAUCCCUGAAAAUGGCUCCCUACUGGAGUUUUCUCCCCGCGGUGCUCCACCGGAGGCCAUGCCCGUUGUUCUGUGGAACCGGACGGACCCUGUGACCAGCAAUGCAGGCCGGGGCCGGCUGCUGCGGGGAGGGAAGUUCUGGGUGGCGGAGAGAGUGACGCAAGCGGACCAAGGCAACUACACCGUGAGGGACGGCGAGGGGAAGGUCCUGUCCCGCAACACUCUCACUGUUCGCGGGCACUCCUUCAAUGUCACCCGCUUUACCAAGGAGUCUCUAAACCUGCCCCUCUUUCUUCCUGUCCCUCAUGCCCAUCUCAUUUUUACCCCCACCCGAUUCCCUGAUGAAUCCUCCCUGGGCCCUUUUGACCCCAAACCCCCACGUGGCCCAGUGCAGCUGAUCCGCGGGGGCCAUAUAACGGACCAUGACAUGCGCUACAGGGGCCUCAUCUCGCUGGGCCGAAGCGGCAGAGCGGAGGUCAUCAUAGUGAGGCUGACUUCAAGGCAUGACGGGGUGUAUGAAAUCAGAGAUGUGGUUGGCAACCUGGUAUCCUCCACCUGGUUGCAGGUGAUCGAAAAAGGAAGCAGAUGGCGAUCACUUCUCAAGUCCAUCACUGUCCCUGCUGGUAUGUUUGUGUCACUGAUUGGUUUCAUUCUGUUCAUGAAGCGGUACCCAAACUGCAGCCUGUCGCAGAUCAUCACCAGCCUCAGAACCAACCGCACGCCAGCAGCCAACCCUCCGAGGGUUAACAUCCAGGAUUACAGCCAGUCCAGCUCUCAACCCUCAGGCUACUACUGUCACUCUCAACUGCCUGCAACACCAAGAAAAUGCACCCCAAGAGCCAGUCCUACUCGUCCUGGUUACAGUCCAGUUGUGGUAGAAACUCAGAGAGCAGAGAAUCAGGAAGCACACGUAUUGGCAGCAAGCUCACCGUGUCCGAGUUCAACCACUGAGCGGGACACAUUUCAACAAAAUGAGGAAGAGAGAAGGAUUUCCUUUUCGGUGCCUGGGGCUUCAGACUGCCUGCACUCCUCAGAAGACUGUGUUCAAUUUCAGAUAAAAAAAGAUGGAGAUCAAGGCAGGAGGAGCAUGUCACAAGGUUACUUUUCCACACUGCCACUAGACAGGGACACUUCUGAAUCCUGCAGUGUUUACACUUCAGAGAAACUGAACUUCUUAUAAAACAGAGAAUUGGAGCUGAAGGCAGAAGAAAGAAGACGUAACAUAAGGCAUGGAGGAACUGCAGUUUUGGAUUAGGAAGAGAAAUACCCCACCCGUGCCUUUUGUAUCUUAGCCUAGUUUUAAUGGUUUGGUAUGAUAUAUGCAUGUCAUAUUUUCAUGUGACUUUUUUAUGAAGCACGAGUUGAGCAUUAUCCUUCCUGUCUCAUAGUCAGUGGCGGCUCGUCCAUAGGGGGCGCUAGUGCGCCGCCCCUCUUAAAAUUUGGAGAUGAAAAAAAAGAAGAAAAAAAAAAAAAUCCUGUCAAAAAACAUUAUAUGCCAAAUCAUUUCAAUAGUAAAUAUACCGUGUUGACGCGCUAAAUGUGUGUGGGAGACCGUAAGCCCCUGUCAACAACCACUUAAGUUAAUGUGAAAAAAUAUAAUAUAUCGCCAUUAUCACGGAGAGAAGCCCCUCCCCUUUUUCGAGGCGCUGCUCUAACGUGUGUGUGCGGCAUCGAUACAACAUUUCAGUCGUUUUGGCAAUGACCGGCUUCACAUUGGCGGAUGAAACCGGGAAUCUUGGUGCGCACAAAUGUGCGCACGCGAUUGGAUUAUUCGGCAGAUCAGAGACCCGUAUGUUCCCUCAGCCCAUAGAGCAGUGUUGCCAGGUCCGCGGUUUUCCUGCGGAAUCGGGCCACUUUUGAAGUGUUGCGCGGGUUGAAUUUUUUGUCCUUGGUUCGGGUAGACCUAUUUUGCAUGCAAAUUACAUGAA
This is a messenger RNA of Pseudoliparis swirei, 2419 nucleotides long. RefSeq lists its product as uncharacterized. NCBI's taxonomy places the organism in Eukaryota, Metazoa, Chordata, Actinopteri, Perciformes, Liparidae. The transcript has 11 exons. The coding region runs from base 16 to 1671 and encodes 551 amino acids. The record is from RefSeq and is a predicted model, not a curated record.